Messenger RNA from Micropterus salmoides (largemouth bass), 1943 nucleotides. It is a transcript of the gene ercc8, whose product is annotated as excision repair cross-complementation group 8. The record is from RefSeq and is a predicted model, not a curated record. Gene Ontology annotation, molecular function: protein binding. Bases 204 to 1409 code for a protein of 401 amino acids. Gene Ontology annotation, biological process: protein polyubiquitination; transcription-coupled nucleotide-excision repair; proteasome-mediated ubiquitin-dependent protein catabolic process. NCBI's taxonomy places the organism in Eukaryota, Metazoa, Chordata, Actinopteri, Centrarchiformes, Centrarchidae. Gene Ontology annotation, cellular component: Cul4A-RING E3 ubiquitin ligase complex; nucleotide-excision repair complex. The transcript is spliced from 13 exons.
GUUCCAACAUGGCGGCCCAUUUGUUUUGAGUUGCUGCGAAGCUUGUUGAAAUGAAUGUAAAAUAAACAAUAAAUUAUCAAAGUAACGUACCCUAAUAGAUUUAAAUAGCGGAUUUAGCUAUUACGGAGCGGUGGGUACAACCAUGCCGUGUUGGACGCCCACAAAUUCAGUCUGGAUCAGAAGUUUACUUCAGUGUUGAAGCAAUGUUGGGAUUUUUGACAGCGAGGCAGGCAGGUCUGGAUGACCCUCUGCGCCUGAGACGUGCAGAGUCAACGAGAAGGGUCCUCAGUCUGAAGUUGAAUCCUGACAGAGACGUGGACAGAGUCCAUGGAAACGGCAUCAAUACCAUUGACAUUGAAGCAGUAGAGGGCCGAUACAUGUUGUCUGGCGGAGCAGAUGGCGUUAUCGUCAUCUAUGACCUGGAGAACUACACUGGAAAACCACAGUACACCUGCAAGGCAGUCUGCACAGUGGGCAGGUCCAGCCAGUAUGUUCACAAAUUCAGCGUGGAGACAGUCCAGUGGUAUCCUUAUGACACAGGCAUGUUCGUCUCCAGUUCCUUUGACAAGACCAUGAAAGUCUGGGACACUGAGACACUAAAGCCUGCUGAAGUCUUUCUGUUUGAGGGCAAUGUCUACAGCCACCACCUGUCCCCCAUUGCCAGGAAACACAGUCUCAUUGCAGUUGGCACCAAAAACCCUAAAAUCCAGCUGUGCGACUUGAACUCUGGUUCACGGAUACAUGUUCUUCAGGGUCACAGAGCAGAGGUCCUGUCUGUGCGGUGGUCGCCCAGAUAUGAGCACAUCUUAGCCACUGCCAGUGCAGACAGCAAAGUGAAAGUAUGGGACGUGCGUCGGGCUUCUGGGUGUCUCUUCACUCUGGACCAGCACAAUGGAGACAAGUCAAAAGCAUCCUCUGAGGCAGUGAACACAGCUCAUAAUGGCAGAGUGAAUGGCCUGUGCUUUACUGGCGAUGGCCUCUACCUCCUCACCACUGGAACUGAUGACCGCAUGCGACUAUGGAAUAGUGCCACAGGGGAAAACACACUGGUAAAUUACGGGAAGGUCUCCAACGAGAGCCGUAAAAGGCUGCAGUUCACGGUGUCGCGUGGCUGCAGCCCAGAAUUUGUGUUUGUGCCAUGUGGCAGCUCAGUGGCGAUGUACGCCAUCCACACCGGAGAGCUGGUCACUAUGCUCAGGGGUCACUACAACAACGUCGACUGCUGCGAGUUCCACCCAGACUACCAGGAGUUGUAUAGCGGAGGUAAAGAUUGUAACGUCCUGGCGUGGGUUCCUGUCCUUCGUGCCUCAGACGUGGAAGAAGAGUCAAACAGUGCAAAUAAGGGUGCUGCUGGCCAGUCUUCAGUGAACCCUGCCUUACAGGAUGCAUGGAGCAGUGAUGAAGAUUAAUUCUGAUGUUUUGUAUGUGUGAGCAAAGUACACGUUGAGGCAUCUGACCAUGCAAAUGAGCACACACCCUCCACGAUUAGCUUGUAAAAAAAAUGAUCGAUGAUGUUAAUGGGUUUAGGGAAAUUUCUCCUGUUUCAUCACUGCGGGCAAAGAUGAAGGCCUUAAAAAUGGAAUUGAAAUGUGUAAACAAUUGUACAACAAUGUUAUGAAUGUUUGGGGUUUUUUAUAUAUUUGUUAUAGCAUUGUUAUUGUUUUGCUAUUUUUAUUUUUUUUAUUGGAAUGUAAAACCAACACGGUCCUUGGUAUCCAGCAAGUGUCAUGUUGCUGAAGUCCCCUUAACCUGUUGCAAAGCAAUUUUGUAUUUUCAGUAAUUAAUUGUAGUCAUGGGGGAUGUCUGCCAAUGUUUGUGCAAAUUCAAAUGCAUUGACCGUUUACAGAUGCUGAAUAGUUUAGACAAUGUGUAGUACUUAUGUAAGAUUUUGGUUAAAGGGACAUUAAAGUGUUUAGAGAGGAAGAUGUGCAAGAGUUUAAAAA